Messenger RNA from Branchiostoma belcheri (Belcher's lancelet), 2542 nucleotides. RefSeq lists its product as uncharacterized. The transcript is spliced from 10 exons. The record is from RefSeq and is a predicted model, not a curated record. Bases 118 to 1209 code for a protein of 363 amino acids. Lineage: Eukaryota; Metazoa; Chordata; Leptocardii; Amphioxiformes; Branchiostomatidae.
CCUAGCGGUGAAAGUGAUACCGGGUAGUUGAAAGAGAAAUGGUAAACAAAAAGGUAAAGAUGGCGGUCCUGUCGGUUCAGCCGCGAUAAAACGACGCCAGGAAAGAACACCACCAAGAUGUCAACUCAAACCGGAGCCAAGCCCGAAGCAGAGGCAAACGCAGCUGGUGGGACCGUAGUUCAACUUCGAGGUCAUGAUGUUUUGAAAGAAGGCUGGGCCUCCAAGUUGAGUGGAAAGGCCCUGUUCGGACAGUACCAUUGGGACCGGAGGUGGUUCAGGCUGGUUCAGAGGGGAGCGGACGUCACCUUGUACUAUUACAAAGCAAUAAAAGAUGAAGAUCCAAGAGGCCAGGUCAGACUGACAAGUAACUAUGUAGCGCGUGAGAUUGAGGCCGGGGAGAGAGUGAAGAAGCCUCACGCCUUCGCUGUCGGGAAACUUGUGGAUGACGGGGCAACAAGAACGUACUACCUGAGCUGUGAGAGUGAAGAAGACAAGUUGGAGUGGAUGGCUACAAUAGGAGCUGCUAUCGAGGGUGUACCAGACCGGGCGCUCAAGAGAAAAUCCACUGUCAGGGUCAAAAUGAAAAACAAGGUCCAAACUCUUCCUACCUCUGAGAUUGGUGCCACAGUGACCAAGCAAAAAUAUGAGGACCCAAAAUGGAGAAUGCAGCAGUGGGAGGGGCUUUGUGAGAUGAUUGACAGGCCCGUGGACCAAUGGAAGAAGUGGGAGAGUAAAGAGGGCGUGGCUGUUGCCAGGAUGUCAUUCAAAGAGCAGCCAUAUGCAAUCAUCAUGGUGGAUGGUACAGUUGAAGCCCCCUGUUCUAUCGUCUACAGCUUCUUGCAGCAGGCAUGUGCAGAGGGUGGCAAGCUGGAUUACUUCUUUCGAGAUGAGAGAGUGCUACAGAGCAUUGACCCUGAUCGAGCGAACUCCGUCGUACAGUGGCACUACAAGACAUCACUGCCAGGCAUGACCCCGCGCGAGGACGCCACACUUUGUAGAGUUGAGCUUUCCGGAGUGGUUUUGAAACCCGACACCAAGAGUCCCAACAAGACCAGGAUGACGUUUCUCGCACAGGUGGAUGUACGAGGGUCACUAAGGGGGAUGUUGAAACAGUCGUACAAGUCAGGUCUGUUGGUUCGAGGUUUUCGCACCAGUUACCAACAUCUAGUGGAGGAGGUCGCCACGUACAUGAAAGUCGUCUCCAUGUAGUCAGCAUCCCACAAGGGGCCAAAGGUCAUGGUUCAAGGGGCCAAAGGUCAUGAAGUAAGAGACCAAAGGUCAAUAUGUACAAAGGGCCAAAGGUUAUGGUUCAAGGAGCCAAAGGUCGUGAAGUAAGAGGAUCCAAAGGUCAAUAUGUACAAGGGGCCAAAGGUUAUGGUUCAAGGGGCCAAAAGUCAUGAAGUAAGAGACUAUACAAGGGGCCAAAGGUUAUGGAGUAAGGGACCAAAGGUUUACCAUUAUCUAUGGGUUUUAAUAGAUUAUAAGUUGAUUAACAGAAACAGCCUUAUUGAUUAUGUAAAACACUCAAAAGUUGCAGUUUAAUUUUACAAUUUGAAAUUAAAUGUAGUAUUCUUGACAGAUUUUAAACUCAAUUCUAGACUAAAUGACAACUGGAACAGUCAAUGAGCAUAUUUCUAUAUAUUAAUCAAUCCUGCAUUUUUCCUUCUGUUCCAUGUGUAUUUUACUAAUUACAAGGAUAUUUUAACAAUAAAAUUAUCAUGCAUAUCAUUGACAAGUAGUUGAGGAAGAGACCUAUUUUUGUAUAAUCAUGAAAAGGCAAAUCUUAUAUUAAAAUAUGAAUAAUCAUGACAUUUUUUAUCUAACUGUACCUACAUUUAAUGUAUGGCUAUUUGACUCUGUUUCACAUUUAUGUAAUUCUAUUGUUCAUGCAUAUGUUUUUAAUGAGUUUUUAAACAGGACCUGGUGUGUAGCCCUAUUAGAUGCUGAACCAUUUGCUGAUCCGUAGCCACACCUACCUUUGUCAAAAUUUAGGAAAAGGGAAAACAAAAAUGCUUGGAUGCAAAAAUAUCUCAGACCUCCCUCUGUUUUCUAUAGCUAUUUGUUGAUCUGCUUAAUAUUCUAAUUGGCAGUGUGGAUCAGUCUAUGGACUUGUAGGAGCUGUUAGUUUAUACUUCAUAAUGCAGCUAACAGAAUUAAAUGUUAAGCAAUGUUAAGUUCAUCUGAGUUGGUACAAGUCAUUAUGAAAGAUGUGGGGUAAGUCCCAAUACUUUGUUAGUGUUGGAAGUUAAAGCUUAGUCUUUAUUUUAGAAUUAAAUGUUUGUUAAUGAUAAUAAUAAAAAUGUACCAUGUAGUGCAUAAAACAGCAUUGUGUUUGACAACAGGAAUGCAGUAAACCAGGUAAAUUUACUUCAAAUGUUACAGAGUCUGACACAUUCAUCUGCUUUUAGAGGCUGUUCUUGGUGUGAAAGAAUUGAGAGCCUAAAAUGACUGUAGAAUGUGUUCUAGAAAAAAAAUGUUCAGGAUUUGUAUACUCAGGAUCUGUGUAUCUCAUAUCAUAUUUGUUAGGAAGAAAUAAAACCAC